Molecule: messenger RNA, 1389 nt
Organism: Gastrolobium bilobum
Lineage: Eukaryota; Viridiplantae; Streptophyta; Magnoliopsida; Fabales; Fabaceae
Product: protein JINGUBANG
Exons: 1
Coding region: 1-1389 (462 amino acids)
Molecular function (GO): protein binding
Source: RefSeq, a predicted model, not a curated record
AUGGCUAAGAGAGAGGAGAAGGAAAACACCAUGAUUCCACGUCCACAAUUCAUGUCGUCGGAGCCAAGAAUGUCGUCGACGACGGAACCCUUAACGGACGACGAAUACACCAUGAGAAGCAGCAGCGCCGCAUCCCCUAUGAGCCCGUAUUACUACGUCGAGACAAGCAGGUUAAGCGGGGAAGGUUCACCAAUGAUGAUGUCACCAUGGAACCAAACCACCAACUCACCCUUCGCAAAGCCACAGUGGUCUCAACACGAAGAAACAGCUCGACAGAAUGCCCUAAUCGGUUCUCUUGUUCGUGAAGAGGGACAUAUCUAUUCCCUAGCCGCAAGCGGUGACUUAUUGUACACUGGAUCCGACAGCAAGAACAUUCGUGUCUGGAAGAACCUCAAAGAGUAUUGUGGAUUCAAAUCAAACAGUGGUUUGGUCAAAGCCAUUAUAAUCUCUGGUCAGAAAAUCUUCACCGGUCAUCAGGACGGUAAAAUCAGAGUGUGGAAGGUAUCUCCCAAGAACCCUAGCGUUCACAAACGCGCUGGAACAUUACCAACCUUAAAAGACAUCUUCAAGAGUUCAAUCAAACCCAGAAACUACGUUGAGGUUCGGAAAAACCGCACGGCUCUGUGGAUCAAACAUUCCGACGCCGUUUCGUGUCUCAGCCUCUCAAACGACAAAACGUAUCUGUACUCUGCUUCGUGGGACAGGACAAUAAAAAUAUGGAGGAUCUCCGAUUCGAAAUGCUUGGAAUCAAUCGCCGCACACACCGACGCCGUGAACUCCGUCGUGUGCGGCGACGAGGGGUUGGUUUUCUCCGGGUCGGCGGACGGGACGGUGAAGGUGUGGAGGAGGGAGGCGCGUGGGAAGGGGGCGAAGCACGAGGCGGUGAAGACGUUGCUGAAACAGGAAUGCGCGGUGACGGCGCUUGCGGUGAACGCGCCGGGUUCGAUUGUGUAUUGCGGUGACUCUGAUGGGUUGGUUAAUUUCUGGGAACGUGAGAAGCAGUUCGCGCAUGGUGGGGUCCUUAGGGGUCACAAGCUUGCGGUUCUGUGUCUCGCUGCUGCGGGUAACUUGGUUUUUAGUGGUUCGGCUGAUAAGACCAUAUGCGUGUGGAAAAGGGAUGGGGUUAUCCACACGUGCGUGUCGAUGCUGACGGGGCACGAAGGUCCGGUGAAGUGUCUGGCGGUUGAGGAGGAUAGGGACACGGCGGCGAGGGGUGAUAAACGGUGGAUUUUGUAUAGUGGCAGUUUGGAUAAAUCGGUUAAGGUGUGGAGCGUUUCUGAGAUGGAUCAGGUACAGCACCGCCGCACGCCUUCUGAUGCGGACUCCUUACCUUCGGAAUCUGAUGGGAGCUUCUCUUCGGGCCGGGCCAGCCGCAACAGGAGGAACUGA